Messenger RNA from Arthroderma uncinatum, 210 nucleotides. RefSeq lists its product as uncharacterized. The transcript is spliced from 3 exons. The record is from RefSeq and is a predicted model, not a curated record. NCBI's taxonomy places the organism in Eukaryota, Fungi, Ascomycota, Eurotiomycetes, Onygenales, Arthrodermataceae. The coding region runs from base 1 to 210 and encodes 69 amino acids.
AUGGGUGGUGCAUCUCGAGAAGGCGGCAAGGCCAAACCCCUCAAGGCCCCAAAGAAGGAGAAGAAAGAGCUUGAUGACGAGGAUCUCGCUUUCAAGGAGAAGCAAAAAGCUGAUGCCAAAGCCAAAAAAGAUCUCGCGGACAUGGCCAAGGGAAAGAAGGGCCCCAUGAACACCGGCCAACAGGGAAUCAAGAAGUCUGGAAAGAAAUAA